ACAUCAAAAUCAUACAACGCGUAGCAUCAUGACGUUCUAUUGGUGGUCACAUUGGUUCUGGAUAACAACGUUAAGCACUAUCCUUCUGAGCAUAGCCAUCGUGCACACAUAUCCUAGCCAGGAUAUUUCCCAAGAGUACAAUCAAAAUAGUAAAUCAGUGAAAGCCGUUACAAAGCUACAUCAGACGACAGCCUCAAUAGAAUGGUCCACAACGACGACAGGCACUGCUCUUACUCAAAGCACAGAAGAGGAGGGUAUUAUUGAAUCUGCGCAACAGCAAAGCCAAGAAGACAAUACGGGAGAUAGUGGUGAUGAAUUGCCGACAGAGGACACGGACGAUAGCGCUGUGGCACAAGCAGAUAAGGAAUUAGGGCGACAAACUGCUGAAGAGCAUGAUAAUGUGGUGGAGAAUGACAGCAGACUGAGCCCAGAGCAGUUGGAGUACAAAAGAUCUGCAGGGAAUUUUAAUAAAACGCUAGAAGAUGUAAAAGACGAAGUUGAGGCUAUUGAAGAGCCAGAGGUGGCUGCAGUUGUGGCUGAGCAGAGAUCUAUGCCAAUGGAGGAAAGGGGUCAAAAAUUGAGAGGCGAUGAUGCAGAGAUGAAUAAUUAUACGAACUUUAGUCGGGCUUCCGACCAGUCGAAAACCAAUACAACUUGCGAAAACUGUCAAAUAGGCACGAAUGAGCUAAACAACAGCACCACAACAGCCACACGAACUCUACAGGCACCGAAGGCCGCGAGCGCGUCGACCACCAGUUCGACGACGCUGCCUGUGGCAUCAAAAUCCCGCUUGGAUUCCUUACACUCCGAAACGUUGGAGUGGUUGAAUGCGAUUGCAGCAGCUGCCGCUGUACCAGCGCCCAAAUUGCUUACAAAUGCGCCAGAAUCAACCGAAAACGAUCGUGGAACGCUUAGUGUGCCAACAGAGUCGGCAGCAGCGACGGCACAACAACGCAUACCCUUCACGUUGGAGAAUGCCAACAAGGAGGAGGAAUUGCGACGCGCCGAAAACGAGCAUCGAUCGCGAAAAUCGAAAGUGCUAUCGGCCGAAUACAAGCAUAUUAAUCGAUUCAUAAACUAUUCGGCGGACACAAAGAGCCUAUUGACGCGAAGUGCGUCGACGGCGCCCAACGAUUUCGAUGGCGGUGAAGAGAGCAACAUCUCCUCGGAGGCAUUAUCGAUACAGCGUACUUACUUUUUCGACGCUGGCGCCAUUUCUGCCAUCUGUUUCACUAUCUUCGGUAUAUGCUGUACUGUCGGCACCAUUGGCAUAGUGCUCUAUCGGCGUAGAUACCUCAAUAAACCGCAGGCGCUUAGCGAGCCUGACUCGAGUGUCUACAUCGAUGAUAGCACGAUGCGUUUAAUUUCUUUUGAUGAUUUACAGGAUAACUCCGAUGAGAUGUACAGUUUGGAUAACGAUUCAUUUCUCAAUUCGCUGGAGGCGAUGACAAUACAAAACUACUGGACGGACACCGUUAAACAUACAAAGCUUUAAUUUCGUUUACAAGGAGGGGAGACAUGCAUAUACGAGUGUAUACAUAUUAAUUAGUUAUUCAUACAUAUAUGCAUCAUUAUUAGAAACAUUAGAAAAUUAGUAUAAAAUAUUGUCUAAUUGAAGAAUAUUAUCUAUUAUUAAUUAUAAGUUAGUUUGCAUCUACUAAACUCAAAUUAACAUAAUCAUUAAGUUUAAAUAGAUAUUUAGCUGUUAGUGAUGUGAUUGAGAUUCCCAGAGUCAGGGGUUAACACUUUUGUUUUUAUGUAUAAUAAUAUUUUUUUUACUUAAAUUAAUGACAAAUUUAUGUAGGAGGGAGGUGAUACUUUUUUAAUAGUAUGUAUCUUAAUUUUUCUUUAUUUUAUUUUAUUUUACUAAGGGCUCUUAACAUAUUUAUUUUAAAGUGGAGUUAAAUCAUUAAUUAAGCUUAACUACAGAAAUUUCUAUGGAAUUUUUCGUAGUUAAGUUUAUCUAAUGAUUCAAAUAUAUUUUAAGAUAGAUAUAUAGAAAUAUGUUAUCUGUAUGACUAAAUGGCUACAUACAUACAUAU
This is a messenger RNA of Rhagoletis zephyria (snowberry fruit fly), 2042 nucleotides long. RefSeq lists its product as uncharacterized. The record is from RefSeq and is a predicted model, not a curated record. Lineage: Eukaryota; Metazoa; Arthropoda; Insecta; Diptera; Tephritidae.